Messenger RNA from Paramuricea clavata, 10121 nucleotides. NCBI's taxonomy places the organism in Eukaryota, Metazoa, Cnidaria, Anthozoa, Malacalcyonacea, Plexauridae. The record is from the annotation of a GenBank genome assembly.
CACAAUAUGGCCGCUUGAAUGUCUCGAACAGCUACUUGAACUUUUUUACGGUUCAAUGACGCUUUAUAAGACGACCAGGUCAUUUCAUAAUCCUUGCACAACAGUGGACAUUUCUUGAACUUGGUCUAAUAAGGAAAAAUUCAUCAUUGUGGUAAAAUAAUUCAAAAAUACCCAAGGACUACGGCCACAUCGCCGAGCGCAGCUGGAAAGGGAGGUCACUCAAAUUUCACAAGUUUUAAUGAUUCGACUAAGGUCUUGUAAGAUUGGACCUGCUGUUCUGAUUGCCUUGCUGUUGUCACUGGUUAAUACUCUCAUUAUUCUUGUGUAUUUAGGUAAGAGAAUGCAGUAUAUGUCUUUCGUUGUACAAAUAAUAAUGUCAAAUCUACAAUGUUGCUAUUGUAUCAACCAAUCAAUGUCAAUCCCUUCCACCAGAACAUUUUGCAUUCCUGUAAAAAACUUAAUUCAAAAUACCGUUUCUACUGAUCUUUAAUUCAUUGGGAAUAUAUUUGGUAAUUUCUUGAUACAGUGUAAACUUUUAAUGAAAAAUAUUUUGCUGAAUCUUUCAAAUAUUUUGUGUUUGAAACCGAUGUUUGUCAUAGUUAUCGAAAACAAUUACUAAUUAAUAAUGACCACGUAGCUAAUAAUUAACUAGAUAUUGGAUGUCCGAAAUGACAAUAAACUGCCCAAAAAUCUCCCGAUGAUGCCGAAAUGUUGUUACCGCAAUUAUAAGCUCAUUACCACAUUGAUAUGCAAGAUUUUUCACUUGGGAGGAAUAAGAAGAUGUUAUUAAAAUGUUACAUAUGUAAAAGAACAGAUCAGUAGGUUGUACCUGCUGCAGAGGAUCCCACAUUUUAUUGAGGUUUGCACGUUCAAUUUCAUACAUUUUCUGAUUUUUGGAAUAGCGACUGGAGGAACUUCUACUGUUAACGUGUAUCGAUGUCUUGCAACAAUUUAAUUGAUUUGUGAGCUCACAAGAAAAUACUCAGAAUCCUUUGGUUAAUGAAAUAUCAUGGUUAAAUAUUUAAACAUGUCGAGGUUGUUAUACAGCAAUAUUUUUAAAUAGAAUGCAGGGUUUUGGUGGAUAAUCCAAGAGAGCAGGGCUUGAAUUUUAUCACGGCAAUUGCCGCGUAGAGGGAGAACAAAAUGCUGUGGAUUAUUGCGGCAACAACGGCAUUUUUUGCCGUAUAGUGUAAUUUUUAUACUAUUCACUGUGCAUUACUAUUUUAGUCUCAGUUUUCUUCUAAAAAAAACACUUAAAGAAAUGUGUAAACGUGUUUCUAGCUUGUCAACAAUCCAAAGUAACAAUAAAGUUAAAUUUUUAUUAAUUUGAAAAAAUGCUGUGGAAACUGCCAAAAUUGCCAUAGACACCUGUUAUGUUCUACGGCAAUUUUUAACGCCAUUGCCGUUGAUUAAUUUCAGGGAAAUUCGAUGCCUGCAAGAGAGCAUACAGUAUAUAUACACUAAACCCAGCAUCCUAGUGCAACCAAGAGAAGAGUUCACCACACAUCUUUCAAGUACAUACUGUAUUUUCAAGUAUACUGUACUUUAAAGAUGCUGUAUUAUAUUCUGCGCAUAUAUUCUGCGCAUCAACACGUGCCAUCAGUGGGGGAUAAUGUUGGGAUACGGUAGUAGCUUUGCAGACAGGGGUGGAUUUAUAGGUGGGUUGCCCUUGGUCAACAGGGGUUCAAGAGGGGUGCAAAAAAAUCAAGUUCAGAAAUAUGGCACAAUUCCCAAGGUUUUUCCUUUUUUGAAGUCAAACUGAAGCUCAUAAUUCAAUGCUCAUAUCACAGAAAAUGGCAUUUCUAGGGUUCUAAUUUUCAAAAUUUUCUGGGGGCAUACCCCUGGACCUCCUAGGGAGCUCACGCCUUCAGCGCUCAGAUCGUUAGGAAGCCAAUUCAUUUGAAUAUUCUCCCACCACCCCUUAAAUAAUUACAAGAAACACUCUGCUGCUUGCCCAGCACCCCUAGAAAAAACCUUGCUGGAUCCACCCCUGGUUGCAGAGAGUGGGCAGUAAGGCUCCCUCAUGACCCUAUGGUAAACCUGCACCCCUCCUUGCAGUUGAGGCUAAAUCCGCCUCAGGAAAUCAGGUAAAUUGCAUAUUUAUGGCAUGGGACUCGAUAGCUGGAAAUAUUCCAUUUUAAAAUUUAUUUCAGGUCCAUUGAACUUCAAGAAUGAUGUUGCAAACAGUUUACCAUCAGCAUAUAUGUCUGUUUCAUCUUUUGCUCAAGGUAACAGACUCUUUACAUGAAAUACUAUCGAACUAUCUGUUAUCUUAUUUUAAACUUAAAUCCAUUUCCCAUGGAUUUGCCUAUACUAUUUCAAUCAUUUUUACACCUCGGUUAUCCUGAACGGACACAUUGCCACCUAAUUAACCACUUAAAGGGUUAAUUAAAAUUCUUUUGUUCAUAUCUGGAAUGUGCAAGACGGUCCAAAUGGUACUAAUCAGAUUAUCUGAAAGUUCCAGGUUAUUUCAGUUAGUUACAACUAGAAACAACGUGCUUGAGAAUUUUGUGAGAGAAUAGGAAUAGGUUUAUUCAUAGCAUCGACAACCUGUGUGUCAGGCUCUUAUGCUUGAAAUAGAGCCUGCUAGGUGUGCACCGGAACUCAGUUCCGGCCGUUUAGUUCCGGCCGGAACCCCGAUUUUUCAGAGUUCUGGUUCCAGCUGGAACUAAUAAAAAAAACAUGGCCGGAACCGGAACUCUGUCAUUUUCAGAGAGAUAGAAUAUCAAACGUUUUUGUGUCUAACAAAAGUGCACAGUAGAAAGAAAUUUGGACUAUGCAAGGAAAAUCUACACUAUUAACACUUCAUUAUGACGUUUAAUGUUUGUCAAUCUUUUUAUUCUAACAUUUGUGAGCUCUCUCCUUGAUGACUUGAAGUGUCUGCCUGUCUGGCAGCGGACAAAGUAACAUAUGUCUAUACGGUAUAUGACUCAGAUCCGGUUCCGGCCGGAACUUAAAAAAUUGGUUCCGGUGCACCCCUACAGCCUGCUGCCGAAGCCAAUAAAAUCUGGACAGUGAUUUGGAUGCACAAAAAUAACAACCAAUCAAAACGGUGAUUGUUAAUUAGAUUAUCAAAGCUAAUUUAAAAUAUGCCACGAUAGAUAGUUCAAAACUAACGCCACGAACUGGGUUUGAAAAAUUGCUCCAAACUUUUUGCAAAUGUCAGAUAAAAAGAGUAGGGUCAGGAAAUAUAGCAGCCAAAAGCUAGGUAGGGUCGCGAAACCGGAAAACCCAGGUAUUUUUUUCUUUGGUCUAAGGAUUAUUCAUUACCAAUAUGACACUAUAUCUCGUAUCUCAUAGCUCCAAAGGCGAAUGUUAAAACAAAUUCCCCACUUGUUCAGCAUACAAAGGAACCAGAAAUUCAACAAAUAUCUGUGGUGAACCAGAACGACAAUCACAAAAUAGGUUAGUCCUAUAUUAUACUUGGAAGCUGUGAAUCAUAAAAUUAAUUAGUUCAUGUCAAAACAUUUUUAGCCACUCUGGUACAAUACAGUACCUGUAUAAAUGGAUAAUUAUAUUAAUUAUGCAAGUUACUGGACAGCAAAUAUUAAAGGUGAAUUGAUCUUUUAAGCAACCACAUGGGAAUUUUAUCAAAACCCAAAGUAGUAUUAAUUAGAGCGAAAAGCGGCUACAAUGUUUGUGACGAGGGUAAAUUACUCUGAAAAUCUUCGUACACUUCAUCAAAAAUAAAAAAUAAAUCUUUGGAAAAAUCCCCAAAUCCCAAGAAAUCUCUAAAAAUUGCAUAAAAUACUUGGAAAAAGCCCGAUGAAAUCCUCAAAAUUAUUGCAAUAUUGAGAAAUCCAAUCAUUUAAAUCGUGAAUUGACGUGAAAAUGUCCUUCGUUAGAUUAUAUUUCGCAAAAAAGUUCGGAAAAAGUUCGGCGAAAAAAAUAAGGGGAAAUAUUUCCAAAAAAAUCAGCUGAAAAAAAUCCCAAAAUCCCUUAAAUUUCGGGGAAAAAAUCCCAGAAUCGCAAGAAAAAUUGCCGGGAUUUUCUAAUCUCAAAAAUCUUCGUACGCUUUUUUCAGAGUAAUUUACCCCUCGGUUUGUGAUUUCCUCGUGAGUCAUGCUAUCAAAAAGGAAACUGUGAAUCAUAAAAUUAAUUAGCUUUUUUGGUUAACCCAUUAAGUGGCAGCACUCUCCACUUGAGGAGUAAAAUUGUCUGGCAUUAGACAGAGUAAAAUACUAAAGUAGGGUGCAUCAGGGUGCAAUGACGCUUAAAGGGUUAAUGCCUGGGUUUUUUCAUGCAGACAGUGUAAAACAAUAAAGCUGAGUGCACCUAGUGCAUUGCAACAACUGACGAGACAUUUAACCCAUUAUUGCACAAUACUCUACUCUCGAUUAGUAAAAUAGUCCGGCAUCAGAGUGUUUUAGAGUAAAAAUAAAGUAUAUAGGAUGCAUUUUGGUGCAUUGCAGCAUUAAAUGCCAGCGCUCUCUAUUUGACGUGUAAAAUCGUCUGGCAUUAGACAGAGAAAUAAUACAAAGGGCGCAUUGCAUCUUACUGCAACAAAUACAUUUGUAUAGGUAAUAAUAGUAUGGUUUCGAGUGCAAUUUGGGAAAAACAUGCAUGAGUUAGUUUUUCAAAGACGAUCAAAAUUUUUAUUCUAAAUCUAAAAUAUUGUGUCAAACAAUUUUUUACUUAGAUUUUCCAACAGUGGUGAAAACAAGUGAUAAAGAUAGUGGUAAUGCAAGUAAAGUGGAGGUAUUCGUAGAUUGGAGCGACAAGCUGAACUCCCCCAAGAAACAAGAAGAUAGUCUUGAUCAUGCAUUUAGUAAAUUAAAAUUCAAUCGUAAUCUCAUGUCCAUGGUUGGUCGAUCUCCAGUCAAGCCAGGUGAGAUUCGCAUUACAGUGCUGUAGAUCUUUUAAUUAUGGUAAGCAGCGGUGGAUUUAUAGGGGGGGGGAGGGUGUGCAUCCCUGUUGGCCUUGGUCAACAACGGUGGAAGGGGGUGCAAAAAUUAAACAAAAUUUUACUUUUAAAUGUUUGAAGUAUAAUUCAACGGGGUGGGGAAUUUGAACCGGAAGUCUUAAAUUUUGCCCGUUUUCGCGUGCUUCCUGCAUGCACAGAAAAUACUUCGCAUUGGUGGCAAAUUCAGAUUUCGAGGGAAACGGCCUUAAUUUUGUGAAAAACUGGCUCAAAGAAACGGGCAUGGAAAAUCAAUGUGCUUCGUUUGAAGGUAUGUACUACAUAAUUGUGUAAAACUGUUAAAUUUCCACAAGGUAUCCAACUUUUUACGUGAGUUUCGCUAUCUUGUCGAAAAACAUUUCCGUAUAUUUUGUACUUUUUGUAUUUACUGUUUCAUAAUUUUCAUAUGAAGGUGGGGCAUUUGAACGCUUAAUUUCUUGUUACAGUGGGGCAUUUGAAGACUUUUUUUGCACAGGGGGUGGAGAAUUUGAUCAGUCAAAUUUCAAAAAGUUCAAAUUCCCGGGGUCGGCCCGGUGGGGGGAUGGCGAAGUUGAUCGAUACAUAAGUCCAAUAUUAAUAAUUUUUUAGUUUAAUACAGUACUUUGAUUGAAUAAAGCAAAUUCUUAAUUUUGCUGCAAACGUCUAACAUUGCAAGUAUUUGAUAAUGAAUAUAAAAAUUAAAAAAGCAAUCGAAUAUUCAAAUGUGAAAAAUUUCCAUUUUGUCUUUCACAUAAUCACAGCAUUCAAGAGAAUCGGGGAUUUAUAUUUUAUAUACAGUAAUUAUUAAAUCACAUUUAUUCAACAUAUCUGUAAAUUGUAAGCAAGAAACUACUCCGACCAACUUUGCUACAGAGUCCAAUUGCCAACCAUUGACCGUUGACCUCGAUAUUUACCCCAACCUCGUUCCCAGGAUCUUUACCGAGGUUGUAUUUACCCAUAUCUCUCCUACUGGUAUCGCCUUAUGUGGUUAAUGCUCAACAACUGGACUCUGUAGCUCGGUUGGAGCGCUGCACCUGGGGCCGGGGGUGUGGGGUGUGGGCGGUUGCAACACCCCCUAAUAAUUGCUCAUGAGCAAUUUCAGGUAGAUUUCCAGUAGAUUUUCCGGUAAAUUCAGGUAGAUUUCCAGUAGAUAUUCAGGUAAUUCUCAGGGCAUGAGAAAGUGAAUUGGGAAAAAUAACUAUAUCUGUUGGAAAAUUUUUAGUAUUUUCCUAAAAAUUAAGAUAUGUCUGGAAAAAUGUUUGUAUGUUCGCGAAAAUUACGGUAUCUUCGGAAAAUUUUUGGUAUGUCCGGAAAGUUUUUUUUGACCUUCCUUCCCCCCCUCCCCCCUCCCCGCAUGCUCGAUUCCUGCUGGUGGGCUUGUACUGUUCUAGCCUGCGAAUACAGCCGGCCUGAUUCACGACGACCUGUAUUCGCAGGCUGUAGUUGCAUUUUUCGCAACUGCUCCUGGUUAUAAAAUUCGUUCCAAAAAAUUCCAUCUACAAAAACUCAUCUGCUAUCACUUGUAUCGAACGAGAUGCCCAAGAUCUCGAUAUGAAUCCAUAAUAAAACCCUGCACUUACGGAAGAACUGAAGCUAUAGCUUGUUUUUUUUCCAGUGGACAUUGUGAUUGGCAUUCCUACAGUGAAACGAGACACUACAGACUAUAUCUCAUCCACACUACGACAUUUAGUGAAAUAUCUGAACGAAAAUGAGACAAAACAAUGCCAUAUUGUUGUCUUCAGUGCAAACUUCGAUCUAGGGCCAAAUGAUAGGACUGUAAAUUUUAUCAAGAACGAAUUUGCAAACGAAGUUGCCGCGGGUCUCAUUGAAGUAAUCAAACCUGACAUAUCAUUUUAUCCUAAACUUGAUAACCUGCCUGCAUUAUGGAAGGAUAAGCCAGAUCGUGUUAAGUGGCGUUCAAAACAAUGCAUUGACUAUGCAUUAUUGUUUGCCUACUGUCGGAAACUUGGUCGUUAUUACCUCCAAUUGGAAGACGAUAUUUCUGUCUCGCAAACAUAUUUCCGAGAAAUGAAGAAUUUUAUUCAAGCACGUGGUCGGUCAAAGUGGUCAAAUUUACAAUUUGGCACUUCGGGGUUCAUUGGUAUGCUUUUCAAGACAUCUGAUUUGGGCAGACUGGCUCUAUUUGUUAAAAUGUACUACUGGAUAUUUCCUGUCGAUAUUCUAUUCCGGCAUUAUAACGAUGUGCAUUUAUACGGAAAUAGUCCGAAAGACAUUUAUCGUCCAGCAUUAUUUCGACAUCUUGGUCGCGAAUCGUCGCUGAAAGGUCAAACUCGUAGAGUCGAAGGAGGAUUGAAAAAGUUUGAACCCCGUCCAAACAAAAGACGCUAUGUAGAUGCCACGAACCCAAAUGCUUUUAUUUCUACUAACAUCCAAGUGUUUGAAUCGAAUACCAUCGACGGCCCAUAUAGAUCAUCGAACCUUGGCUAUUUCUGGGGCAAGAAUGUCAAGCUUAACGAUUUCGUUGUUCUUGAAUUUAUGAAAGAACUAACGUUAACUCGAAUCGUUUUUGAAAGUGGAAGUGAUUUCGCACCAGUUGAUCUUAUGACUGAAUGUAAACUAGAGACCACUGAUAGUUCGAAAGCUGGGAAUUGCAACGAACAAGGGUAUAAGUUACUAUCGAGUUCUGCAAGCAGUGGAAAAAUUGACUCUGGUACUGUUGAGUUGCCAAAUGUGAAAUGUGUUAAGAUGACUAUCACUACACUUAAUGUGGAUGAAAGGGGCAAUUCAAGAUGGUUAUUAAUUAGAGAGAUUGCAGUUUGGUCACAAUGAAAUGAACUUGUUCUCAUGCCAUUCUUCGUUCAUUGAUGUCAUUCAUGCCAUUCUGUGAUAUCCAAGGAGUUUAGUAUAUUUGAAUAUGAAAGCUGAAGCCUGCCUGUCACACAUGAGAGCUUUAAUUUAGCUGAGAAAAUCGCUAUAUCGUGUGCACACAAUCUAACGCCGUGAAGAAAAAUUCUAUCGUGUUUGAUUAUUUUGUCCAUGCGAGGUAAGGAUCGCAACGUGUGCGGAUGUUGUGAGUUUUAAGCUCAGCUGUGAAUAUUACGAAAGUUACCGAACUGUGGACCACUCCCACAAACGUCUACGACCGCGCCUACAUAGUUUUGCAUGUUUACAAUUCUAAUUUUAAACAGCCAAUUACCAAGAACCUGAUUGGCUGUUCAAAAUUAGAAUUGUAAACAUGCAAAACUAUGUAGGCGCGGUCGUAGAGGUUUGUGGGAGUGGUCGAUAUACGAAUUUUUGAUGCGAUUCCACAGUUCCGUGACUUUCGUAAUAUAUACUGUAGUAACCAAUAACGUGAUAUUUGCCGCCAUUUUGAAAUUUAGAGCGAAGUAAAAUAUUAGUUUAGCACUUUACUUCAGAGCCUUUUGUAACUAUAUAACCUAAAAAUACUAAACAUUGUGUUGUAAAUACCUUAGACUUUAAAAAUUUCCCAGUGGAUAAGCAUAUCCCAAACCCUAUAGAUUUGACGAAAAGGCCCUGCUUUACUUUAUGUUUACGACAAACGUAAAGAGCUAAACUAACCGCCACGCUUGCUUGAUGAUUAGCUCAGCCAUAUGUUCUCAUGUGCGUCAGGCUUUAGCUAGUUAAAUAAUGGUGGUUGUUGGUCAGGGACAUACUGUAGUGUGGUCACGCUCAAAUUAGGUUUUGCAAUGUUAAAGGAAUUGCGCAUCUCUGUGGCAAUUUUGUAGUCUUUGUAAGGUUAGGUCAAAUAAAAAAUUGUUGGAUUUAGGUUUCUAACUGACCUGUUUACAAUAUCUUAGUUACAUAUACAGUAGUUACAGAGUACUUCAGCCGUUUUUCCGAACGAGAUUUUGUUAGGGCCAAAAAAAAAAAUAUGUGUGUUUCCGGUUUCUUCUUAUAAAAACUUAGGUAGGGUAGGUCGGUUUUAACUUUUUUUUUUAAAACUUUUUUUUAAUUUUCCGAAUAAGCGGACGCCAUUUUGUUUAGUCAGUGCUUCCACAUCCAAAGAUAAAUUUCCCUAAUAUUGCCUCAGAUUUCAAUUUUUCACAAACUUUUUCCUCUAAGUGGAAACACUUACAACCAUGAUCCAACAAAAAAGUUUAGGGUCGGGAUUUCGACGUCCAAAAGCUAGGUAGGGUCGGGAAACCAGAAACCCACAUAUUUUUUUUUGGCCUAGAUGUGUAUAAUGAAGAAAAUACAAUGUCUUACAUAAUCCGACCUGUUUUCUAUAAUUGCGAUCCAAAAAGAGAACGCACGUAAAAUCUAACGAAAUCUCUUGGUAGCAAGAUGAAUAACAUUCCUUUAGGGUUAUUUGCAUUCUUUUGGCGCAAACACUUCAUAAUCAGCGAUUUUAAAUUCAGCAGCUCCCAUGAGUGAUGUAGGUGAACCGUGCUCUCCACCGUAGCUGUGUGAAAGCCUGGAGCCGGAGUCAGUAUUCACAUUACAGUCGUGAGCAAUUGACAAAUCAGGCCCAGCACCAAAUGUAGGACCAAGGCUACAGGAGUAGUACAUGUGAAUUAAUAAGGAACUGAAAGUAUGCUUGAUGUAUACGAGUGUGUUCAGAAUAGAAAACAUUUUUCCAGAAACAUUUGACCAUGUUUGCCCACGACUAGGAAACGGUUUCUUGGUUUGCACACAUAGCCAGGAAAUAAUAUUUCCUGAACUGUUUCCUGGUUGGCUUACUUCCAGAAACCUUUGGGAAACGUGGCUGGGAAACAAUGUUUCCUGGUUUGCCCACCUUCAGGGAGCAUGGCUAGGAAACAAUGUUUCCUGGUUUGUCCACCUUCGGGAAACAUGGCUAGGAAACAAUGCUUCCUGAUUUUCCACCUUUGGGAAACAUGGCUAGGAAACAAUGUUUCCUGGUUUUCCACCUUUGGGAAACAUGGCUAUAUGAAACAAUGUUUCCUUGUUUGCCCACCUUCAGGAAACAUUGCUAGGAAACAAUGUUUCCUGGUUUGUCCACCUUCGGCAAACAUGGCUAGGAAACAAUGUUUCCUGGUUUGUCCACCUUCGGCAAACAUGGCUAGGAAACAAUGUUUCAUGGUUCUCCCACCUUCGCAAAAUAUGGCUAGGAAACAAUGUUUUCUGGUUUGUCCACCUUCGGCAAACAUGUUUAUUCGUAGCUUUAGUAAGUUUUAUUUGAUGCGACGAUAGUAGUUAUACUACACUUACCUGGUAUGGCUCAAUGUUGCAUAUUUUGGUCGAAUAAUAUCAAAUCUUGUGGGUGCAAGGUCUUUAGAGUUUACCAAAUUAAACAAGAAAC